AUGGCUUCCUUCUCGGCCAAUUUUAUGCAACAAAACUACUUAAGGCCUUCACUAUUCGAGUUGGUCGCACAAAAUAGUAUGACAACUGCUUUAAGGCCUGCUAUAAAUUAUGCAUUAAAGGUUGGUGUACCUUAUAUUAAAAACAAAUUAGAUACCUACUUCAAUGAAUGGAACGAUGAAAUUACGACAACUAUUUCCUUAGCCUUCAAUUUAAUGUAUGCUUUCGGAAUAGAUGACUCAUUCUCACCGUUGCUCAAGUUAGCAGGCCUUACGAGUAGUUUGCCCGUCCUAGCGUUUUGCCUUAAAAUCGUCGAAUGGUGGUAUUCAGAAGAGAAUACAACUCGAUCAUCAUCGACAUUUGCUGACCUACCUAUUCCUCCGCCUCCAGAUAAACCAAAAACAGCUCCAAAUGGAAUUAGACCUCCUAUUAACACAGCUGAAUGUGCGUUAUGUAAUCAAGGAAUAACUAAUGCUACUGCCUUAUCUACUUCAGGAUAUGUGUUCUGCUAUCCAUGCAUAUACCAGUACCUCAAACAGUCCGGAAAAUGUCCAAUAACCCAUCUACCGACCGGAAUACAACAAUUAGUUAAAAUUUAUCCAGGCGCUGUGUAA
This is a messenger RNA of Trichoplax adhaerens, 612 nucleotides long. RefSeq lists its product as uncharacterized. The coding region runs from base 1 to 612 and encodes 203 amino acids. Gene Ontology annotation, cellular component: peroxisomal importomer complex; peroxisomal membrane. Gene Ontology annotation, molecular function: zinc ion binding; ubiquitin-protein transferase activity; protein binding. The record is from RefSeq and is a predicted model, not a curated record. The transcript has 6 exons. Lineage: Eukaryota; Metazoa; Placozoa; Uniplacotomia; Trichoplacea; Trichoplacidae. Gene Ontology annotation, biological process: protein import into peroxisome matrix; protein monoubiquitination.